Molecule: messenger RNA, 8225 nt
Organism: Bemisia tabaci
Lineage: Eukaryota; Metazoa; Arthropoda; Insecta; Hemiptera; Aleyrodidae
Gene: RhoGAP15B
Product: RhoGAP_ARAP and RA_ARAPs domain-containing protein RhoGAP15B
Biological process (GO): signal transduction
Cellular component (GO): cytoplasm
Molecular function (GO): phosphatidylinositol-3,4,5-trisphosphate binding
Source: RefSeq, a predicted model, not a curated record
AACAAUUGUCCGCGUUUUAUCACAAAUUUGAGUCCAUCUUAGCCAAUUUUCAGUGGUUUUUGUUCGAUUCAACGCAUCGUGAUCGUUACGCAGUCUAUUGUGUGCAUCUUUUAAUUUAUAAACCCGCAUCAAUUGUUUCGCAUGUGGGGGUAAGAAUGAUGUGAGUGUACAGUGUACUCGCGAGAGUUGUCUGCUAUGAGUCAGCCACGGCCGCUGGAUCAGAUCAGUCUAGCGUCAGCCGCUCUCCUCUUUCGUGAACUUUGAAAGUAAAACUUUACAGUUGCAAACGAUUAGUGUCGCCUCCGCUCGGUUAAAAUGUGUUUCGAAAUCAAUUCGAUAAGCUCUCAGUCUGUCGAGGAUAUUCGUGAUAACACGGUUGGUGAAUGAUUCAGUGUUGUGUUUAGGUACGUGUGAUAAGUGGAUCAAAUUUUUUGUGCGUUUUAUAGUUUCGUGUGUAUGUUUUCAUCGUGGGAAUCCAACGUUUGUUUUAAAAAUAUAUUCCUGACGGUGUCCUCUUCGCAGGAUCCCAGCUCUUUCGUUCGCUAAGUUUUCAAGACUUUGUGCCCUACUCAGUGAGCUACCAAUCAGAUGUCUGGAUAUUUGUAAACAUGAGCUGAUACAUUUUGCUUUGGUCAUGAAAUGGAGCAAGUCUCCCUGCCGAUCCCGACCCCGCGCAAACUACCCCUCAGCCCGCCGGCCUCCAGCAGCCGCAUCUCCAAGAAACCCGUGCCUCUCCCGCGUACCACCGUAGCCAUCCCGGAGCCCCCUCAAUCCUCGCCCCCCAGCUCCCCCGACAUGGACUCCCUGACCCGGCGCAUCAAGUCGGCCUCCUCGAACGUCCAGCGGAAGCGCGAGGCCGUCGUCGAGGGCACCCGCCACGUCUCCUCCAAGAUCGAGAAGUCCGUCAAGAACAUGCUCAACAAGCGGCAGUCGGCCCUCAGCCGCCUCGACUCCUCCACGUCCCCGGAGGACUCGCCCGCGGGGGCGAAGGCUGAGCGGUGCACUUCGCUCCCCGCCGAGGAUAUCUUCCACUCCAUCAGCUUCAUGUCGCCCCUCGAUGCGCAGAAGUUCGACCACGAUGGGCUGAACUUGGACCGCUCGCCGUCGCUGGAUAGUCUGCCGCCUCCCGAGUACCCGCCUCCGCCCUUGCCAGACGAACUAUACGACGAGGUGACCUCCAACUACUCGGGGAGCCUCUCCUUCGGCGAGUCCUUCGAGGAGUCCGUCCUGCGGAGCUUGAGCAUGUGCGAAGGCAGCGAGUCCAACUUCUCGGACGAGAGCGAGCGCAAGGAGAAGGAACACGAGGCCUCGAAGAAAGCCGCGCGCUGCGACUCGUGGGCCUUCUACGGCACCGUCAACAUCGCCGCGAAGAAGCCGGAGCGCCGCGACUACGAGAACGUUGCCAUCACCCCGCAGCGCGUCGUCGACAACGUGUACACGACAACCCCUAGUCGUGUGUCCUUCUCCUCGACAGAAGUCACAGACUCGAGCGAGGACAAGCGCAGCGGGCGCGCCGAGAGCUACGAGGCGUCCGACUCCAGUAGCGAGGGCAAGAAGUCCGGUAGACCAGAGAGCUUCGCGAGUUCGGUGUCCAUCAGCAACGAUAUGUACGAUACUUGGGAGCCGCGACUACCAGCAAAGUGUCCGAUCCGACGGCCGUCCAAAUCGGUUAUCAUCGAGUUCGAUCCACUUUACGAGAAUGUCCCCCAAGACGAAGAAAGAAUACCAAGUGAGGGAAGUAGUGCUGAAGACUUCGCGUCGCUCCCGGAGGUGCCGGAGCGGGUGGAUUCCAUCUCGGAGUGUUCGCGGGACCUCCACCCGACGGUGGCGAAGGUGGAGGUGCGGGAGGUCGCCGAGGAGGCGGCCGUGGAGGACCCUACCGGUGCGGCCAAGAAGAAGUUGGUGCGUUGGACGAGUAUGAAGAAGGCCAUCAAGGCGGUCGCCGAGACGAAUUGGUCGCCCGGGCGGCGGGGGCGGAAGGGUGGUGACCCGCGGGACCGCCUCGAGAGGCCGCCGUUGGCGACCCUGUCCGCGUCGCCCCACUCGGGGCAGCUGUUCCGGUCGCCCUCCGGAGGGGAGAAGUCCAAGGACUUCGUGUCGAGGAAUUGUCAGUUGAGUGAGGGGAGGUUGUUCUACGGGAGUGAUAAGGGGGCGGUCAAGGAUUCCAUCGCGCUCGACUCCGUGCUCAGCUUGCAGAUGAUCUUGGACCGGAAGACCAGCGUUAACGGAGACGACAUCCAUUGUUUCGAGGUAUACGUGUCAAAGAGUCGGCCUCACAUGUUCGGGGCCUUGUGCACGACCGAGAGGCGAGUCUGGAUGCAGAAGAUACUUGAGUGUUUCACCACCGCCUUCCCUCUCAACUAUAGCGUCGAAUUCAUCCGGGCUGGCUGGUGUUAUCUCAAGGAAGGGGUCAGUGGCGACUGGGCGAGCGCCUGGAUUUUGUUAAGUAAACGAACUCUAGUCUACAAACUGGGCAAAGGCAGCAUUUGUGAAGUGGAUCUCCGAAAAGCAAGAUGCAUAAUGCUUCAAGAUGAGAGUGAAGGAACUGAAAGACUGACUGUAUCAGAACCAGGGCCUACGCUUUUGAUCGAUGCUCAAACUGUGUCCCUCUACCUACUCAUGGACACAGAUGCUGAAACAAACGCAUGGAAACACGUCAUCCGCACAGCAGCUGUAGACAACGGACCUCAUCUAGCCGAUCAGCAAUUGACGAAAGAUGAAAUACCAACCAUCAUAGACAAAUGUAUCAAUUUUAUUUAUGCCCACGGCAGUUUAUCUGAAGGGAUCUACCGACGUAGUGGGAGCAGUACUAACAUAACAAAGCUGCUUGCACAAUUUAGACAAGAUGCAUGGGGUGUCCAGCUAAGUCGGCAAGAAUACUCCGAGUACGAUGUUGCUGGAGUAUUGAAGCGAUUCUUUCGAGACCUACCAGAACCUCUUUUGUCCAAUCAGCUUCACAAGUUCCUCUGUAGUGCUACUGGUGUUGAUUGUAGCGAGGAGGAGAAAGUGGCCAUGUACCGUAGUCUUUUAGAAAAAUUAGCACCUGUGAAUUAUGUAACAACCCGCAGACUGAUAAGCCAUCUACAUUCCAUUCAUCUUCAGCAAGAGAGAAAUCUCAUGCCUGCUGAUAAUUUAGCAGCAAUUUGGGGACCUACGCUUAUGCAUGUUGAAUCAAAUGAAGUUCAAGAGUGGUUCAAACGAGAAUCAGAGGUUGUCUGUGAUCUUAUAACUCUUUACCCGAAGUUGUUUGAUGUGGAUGGCGAUGAGUUGGACCGAGAACGGAGGAUGAUGGAAGUGCUGGAACGGUAUCAUGAUACGCCACAAAGACAAAACAGGCCAUCCGGCGAUCUCAAAGUGUGGAUUUAUAUCAAUGGCAAAGACAGUGGUAGCUGUGUCAAUGUUACGAUUGAGCCAACCAAAGAUGCAAAUACCAUCUGCACUCAGUUAGCAGACCGCGUCGGUUUGCGGCCGGAGCAUUUGUGUCUGAUCGAAGUUAUUUGCGAUGGUGCAAUGCAAAGACCACUGCAUCACACAGAGAAAGUAUUGGAUGUAGUGCUCCGCUGGGGUUAUUGGGAUGAAGCUGACCGACGCGCCAAUUAUCUUGUCAUCACGAAAAAUGAGCUGUUUCAAGAAAUCGUUCCUUUGGCUAAGCCACCUCUUGCCAUGUGUGGUGAACUGCGGUUCGCUGACACAAAAUCUAAAUCUUUCAAAAGUUACCUCUUCGAAUUUAGUCAAGCCAGGCUUUGUUAUUACAAGGAUAAGAGGGGUUCAGUCAAACUAAAUGAGUGGCGAAUUGAAGACAUUGUCUGGUACAUAGGUUAUGAACCGAAGCGUAAUCCCCACACUAGGUGGGCGCUCACUUUCAUUGACAAAAAUAAGACUGUUAGAACGAAAGAAAAUCCUUUCUUUGGAUACACAAUAGCUGGGUUGAGUAAAGAAGAAGAACUGAAAUGGAUAGCAGCUUUAUUGUUGGGUGAACAUGCAGCAUGCAAUAUUCUGCCGCCAUCAACACUAAAUCUUUUGCAGUGAAGAGCGUUUUCAAAACAUCCGACAAUUUCAAUUCUGCAAUAAGGAGUACAUAUUUCUGUCCAAAAAAAAUGUAUCAUUGAACCGCACUAAGUUUGUCCCCAGUAUUUUUUUUUUUUUAAGUAAUCAUGUGCCAAAUCUUUCACGUACAAUGUUGUGUAACACUUUUCGUGAAAAUGAAAGCUGAAUUCCUGUUAAAUGGUUACAAAAUGUUCUAGAUCUUUACAAAUUGAUGUUCACUUUCAAGGUUUAUCUGAAAAUGAAAGCUAGCUUUAUGUACCAAAAAAUCCGAAGAAAGAGCCUCCAUCAGAUUUUAAACGAUGGAUCAAAUUCUUCACCCUUCGAAUCCCUUUUGUAGUAAGGUACAAGAGAAUGUAGUUCUACCUACAAAACGCUUUGAAUGUAUCUCAAUGAUUUUCAACGUUUAAAAUGUGUAAAAUAGGGCUUUUUUUCUCUUUCUUUUUUUUUGAAAAUUUUAAACUGCAGCUUUGCAUGAAGCUUUUAGACUUAAGAUCGUCUGCCCUUUGCUUUGAAUCUUGCCAAUAUGCUCCGUGUUAAAACAUCUAAGGUGAUUUUAAUACAAUCCAUAAAUAAUUAGGUAAAGUAAAAAUAUCUACAUUAGGGCAAAGGGAAACACUUUUUCCCCUGAAACAACUACUAAUGUGAUCAGAAAAAAUAGAAAAACAUACAAAUUCAGUUUUUAAAACUUGACCUCGAUCUGCGACUUUCUGUCUGUGACGGCUAAAAGAUUUGAGUUUUUUACUCCUGUGAUUGUAAUUAAAUUUUAUGUUUCACUAUUCAUAGUUACAAGUACCUACUUUGGUCACUAUUUUAUUGUUUAAAAUUAUACCUAAUUCCAACGGAGAUCUAUAACAAUUUUAAAAUAGAUAAUUGAGUAUCUACAUUUUACGAUACUUUUCUAUUUUUCUUUUACGCUUAGUUACCCAAAAAUCUUUACAAUUUUUAAUCCUGUUCUUGGUCUCAUUGCUGUCCGUGUAUCAUUCAUGUCUCCAUAAACUUGCAAUCAUUUUGUAACUGUUAAGUUUCCUGUGAGCAUUGUUCUGAACUCUAGAAUUGAGUCUAAAUAUAUUUUUAAAGCAAAAUCAAUCAAUCAAUUUUAACCAUCUCAAAUUCCAUUUUUAGGAAUAGAUUUAAUAAAGAAAUAGUUAAAGAAAAAAUAAAAUGGUACAAAACCCUUAAUUUGAUCUUAUGAUCAAUGUAUUUAAGUGCAUAGCUUCUUCUCCCUUUGAUGCACAAUGAUUCUUUAAUUUUGUCUAUUAUUUUUGUAUCAAAUAAAUUGUGAUUUGAUAUUUAAGAGCGGACGCACAGGCUAGAAAAAAGAUACAUAAGCAUGUAUACAGUGUACACAUUAUAAAUCAAUCAGGGAAGUAGCAUCUGAAUCUUCCCGGAUCAGCCAUCAUCUUGUAAGUUUCAAUUUCACAUCGGCAUAUAUUUUUUGUCUAUUUUUAAAUUAUUUAAUAUGGUCGAUGAAUGAAGUUAAUCUGUAUUAACAAAAAAUACAGUUAUAAUUUAUUUUAAUUAUCAAUUUUUGAGUAGCCUUUACUGGCAAUUCCCUGCUUGAUCCCCCCAGUCUCUUUACAGCCAGUCUAGCCUAGAUUGGAACCUGAGACCUUUUAGUCAUACGACCAACACUACAACCACCACACCCACAGGAAGUUAACUGGUCCUUGACUUUAUAUUACUGGUCCUGGUUUUAUUUUGUUGAAAGAUAAUUUACAAUAACUUUGUAUUCAUUCAAAAUUGUUGUACUUAAUGAGACUGCCAUUGAAUUUACUGUAUUUUUGUACAUCUCAAAUUAAUUUUCUCUUGUAAGUCGCCUCUUGGUAUUUUUGAGAGACUGAUGUUUAGGAAGUUACCUGCUGAUUUUGUCUUUCAAAUCGCCUCAUUUUUCAACCUCAUCCUGUCAAGUAUGAAUUAUCUUGAAAACAAGAAUUUUAGUUUCCCAAUCGUCCAUUUUAUUACAAAGAUUUGAACGUACUUCAGUUGUUGAUCAAAAAAUGUUUAUUGACUUCGUUAAGGAUUUUAGAAUAGAGGCACACAAAUAGCCCGCUGAUACUUCUUUAGUUAGCUGUUUCGCAAAUCAUACUGCUAGCUUUUUUCAUUCUCCGACACCCUUUACCUCAUUUUUAUCUAUUGAUCCUCUUUGAAUAAUUUUAUGGCCUCCCCAGUUUUUAUAGACUGUAUUUUCAAAUCAAUCUCGUAACCUUUGUUCAAUAAAUUUUUUACCUUUGUUUAAAAUGUGAAAUUUUUUGACAUAUUUUUAUUCUCAGUAAGUAAGUACUUUUCUCUUACAAUUGUAUAUUGUAUAUUACAAAAUUCGUUGUAUCUCCUCAAGUCAUGUAUUUUUCUUUGUUUAAAGUUUUACGGAACAGCUGUUAAUAUUGCAUGUUGUUAUAUCUAUUAAGUAUUCUAAUUCGCUCAGUAAUGAGCCUUUAGAGAAGGUUUGAAUUAAAGAACUAGCAAGAUUUUUUCUCUUCAAAAUCUCUCAAGGAAAAAACAAAUCUUACAACAGGAAGUCUGGAAAUCUACUCUCAAACAAGAAUCAAGCAUUUACAACACAUUAUCAGAAGAUAUAUUUUACUUUUGUCAAAUGAUAAAAAUACAAGUUACGUCAUUUGCAUCAUCUAACUUCCAUUAGAUCUGGUUUAAAAAUACUUGUGAGUAUCUUGUUCAGGAGUUUAAUUCUAAUCUUACUGUUGCAUGAUUGGUUUUCUACGCAAUAUUCUAAAGCAAAAACAAGUCGCUUUGUUUCUCCUCAUAAAAGUACAAUAGGAGCAGAAAUUUUGAAACACUGCAAUGAAGAUUCGUAAUCUGGCCUUUUGGCCAUCGACAUUACGGUUUUCUCUGGUUCAGACCUUGUCUAGUGGCCCAUUAUUGGAGCAACUUUAUUUUUGGACUGUUAAAUUUGUUUACUUUAGUUUUAAUUAAAUAUGAAUUAAAAAUCAUGUUGCCCUACAAUUAUUUGAGCAAACUUAUUUUUAGACUGAUCAAUUUUUUCAUUUCAGUCUCAAACAAACAUGAAGAAUCAUAACUAGCCUUGUUUAUAAAAUUUGGUCUGUGUCGUGUCGAUAAUUUACCAGUCCACAAAAAAUCCUUGCAUCCUCUCCACUCUUUAUUUGCAUUUGGAACUCAUGGUGUAUAGUAUUAAACAUUAGCCAUUCCAGCAAGUUAACGCUGUGAAACUCCAUUUACAUCCAUUGAAUCUAUCGAUUCAAGAUAAGACAGGCUGCCUCAUCUAGAAUCGAUUGUCUAACACCACAUUCGAAUGGAGCAAAAACAGUUUUCCAAACUUACAAGAAUCACCACUGGUAUGAGAUGUCCAUGCUAUCCACCUAUGCGUUACUAAGGAGAGUUACCUUUCAGUCAGUUUUUAAGGAAACAAAUGUUUUAAGUAAUGCAUUUUUUUGCGUGUGUACUUGAAUUUCAGUUACUUUUGACUGGUUCAUUAGUACUGAAACAUUUAAUUAAGCAUUUUUGGUAAUUAUUCCCCAAAAUUUAAGUGAUUGCCAAGUGUAUCCCUCAAGCUUGUUUUGGCAAAUUAUUUUCUUAAAAUUUUUUUUUGACCGCGUUUAAAGUGUCAUUUGUUAACUGAUGUUUAAGUCUUUUUCCAGUCUUCAGAUGCAGCACUUUGUGCUUUUAACUAUAAGUUGGUAUCAAGAUGGUAUUCGUUGCUUUCAAACUUAAAUUUUGAGCCAAUGCAGAAGUAUUGUUGACAAAAUUCCAAUUUUGUUGGGAUUGCAAUUGAAUGAAUUAAGAAUCCGUUCUGUAACAUUCCAUCAGCCGUUUCAAAUGAACAUAUGAAUUUUUAUGGUUUCAAUGCUGAUCUGAGGGCUGUUUUCUAUCCAUAACUGUAAGUUUUUCAUUCAUUUAUACAUGUUAUGAAAAAAGAUCUCUGUUAAAAAUCCUGAAUGAUAAUGUUUGUGAUUAUUUCACUGAAAAUAUUAUUUUUUAGAAAUUGUGAACCAGAUAUUAUCAACAUACCAUGUGGAUUUUAUUUUCAACUUCUCUUAACUCUUUGACCUCCUAAUCGAACCUUGCAAAUAUGAUUUUAUCUGUUAUAAUCGUUCCUUCUUUCUUAGAUCAUUCUUGUUAUUUUACCUUGAUAUGUCUAUUUUUCAUGUACAUAGACUAAUUUUGAUUCUACUUUUUUUUAAAAUAAAUCUUUUUCCUGGAAUUCC